AUGGUCCAUCCGGACCAGAGUGACCAGGUGCCCGGGAUGAUCGAGCGCUACCAUGCCAUGAUCGAGCGCGGCAACGGUGUCGUCCACCGCACGGAAGACUGGGGCCGGCGUCAGCUUGCCUUCCCUAUCGCCAAGAUUCACAAAGCCCACUAUAUCCUCAUGAACAUUGAGGUUGACCAGGGUGUGUACGAUGAGUUGAUGAGCGCUUUCCGUUUCAACGACGCGGUUAUCCGCAGCAUGGUCAUUCGCCGCAAUGAGCCGCAGGUAGGUAACUCGAAGAUCUACGAAGAAGAAUUGCGCGAUCAGGAAAAAGACAAAGAACGCGAACGUCGUCGCGAAGAAGAAUAUGCCGCUCGUGCUGCGCAGAACGCCAGCUCUGAAGAAGAAAGUGGUGAGUCAUCAGAUAACACCGAAGCAGCUGCAGAGUCUGCUGCGGAUACCGAAGAGGUCGAGGAGAUUUGGAUGAAUAUUAUUUUACUCGAGCCGGUGAACAAUCUAGGUGAACUCGGUGACGAAGUGGUGGUUAAGCCUGGUUUUGCCCGUAAUUUCCUGAUUCCUCAGGGUCGAGCGGUGCAGGCCAAUAAGACCAAUCGUGCAGAGUUUGAAGCACGUCGCGCGGAGCUUGAAUCAGCUGCCAACGAAAAACUUGGUGCAGCUCAAACCCGCGGCGAAAGUCUGAAAGACGUUGUCCUUACGAUGGUUGUGAAAACCGGUGAAGAAGGACGUCUCUACGGUUCAGUGGGCACUCAGGAUAUCGCUGAUGCGCUCACCAGUGAUGGACAUGAAGUAGCGCGCGCGGAAGUGCGCAUGCCGGAAGGUGUGAUCCGUAUGACCGGAGAAUACGACAUUGCGCUGCAGUUACAUUCAGAAGUCACCGUGGACAUCAAAGUCAACGUGGCUGAACAGUCUGUAUUAGGGGGGCUGAUGCUGAACAACGAAGCCUGGUUCGACCUGGUGGAAAUUGUCCAUGCUCACGACUUUUAUCGCACCCAGCAUCAGAUUAUUUUUGAAGCGAUGAUGGCGCUGGCAAAUGCCGAUGAGCCCAUGGACGCCGUGACCGUAUCAGAACGCUUGCGCUCUCAGGCGUUGCUGGAAAAGGCGGGUGACGUCACCUACCUUGCAGAACUGGCAGAGGCAACGCCAGGCGCCAGCAACGUGCUGGCGUAUGGCAAAAUUGUCCGUGAGCGAUCAAUCAUGCGUCAGCUCAUCGGUGCUGCCAACAAGAUAGCCGACGCUGCUUUUUCACCCGAUGGCCGCGACAGCAACGCGCUGGUUGAAAUUGCCGAACAGUCGGUAUUUGAAAUUGCGGAAAACCGCAGCACAGAAGGUGGUCCGGAAAAAGUUGCACCGCUGCUGUCCAGAGCGGUGGAAAAAGUAGAAUUUCUCUACAACAACAAAGGCGGCACCACAGGUGUUGCAACAGGGUUUGCAGAUCUUGAUAAAAAGACCUCUGGUCUGCAGUCCUCAGAUCUGGUGAUUAUUGCCGCCCGCCCUUCCAUGGGUAAAACUGCUUUUGCGGUGAACAUGGUUGAGCAUGCGGUCAUGUCCGGCGAGGCAGUGCUGGUGUUCAGUAUGGAGAUGCCUUCAGAACAGAUUGUCAUGCGUAUGCUGUCGAGCCUGGGCCGUAUUGAUCAGACGCGUUUGCGCGACGGAUCGUUGCAGGACGACGACUGGGCGCGUUUCACCGGUGCAGUCAGUCAGUUGCGCGAUAAAAAACUCUACGUUGAUGACACGCCGGCGUUAACGCCUGGCGACGUGCGCUCCCGGGCGCGCCGGGUCGCACGGGAAGCCGGUGGUCUGGGUCUGAUUGCGGUGGAUUAUCUGCAGCUGAUGCGGACCGCGGAUAAAUCUGAAUCCAGAGCCGGUGAAAUUUCUGAAAUCUCCCGUUCUUUAAAGGCGCUGGCUAAAGAAAUGCGCUGUCCGGUGAUCGCUCUUUCCCAGUUAAACCGUGCACUGGAAGCCCGGCCGGACAAACGCCCGAUGAUGUCAGACCUGCGGGAGUCUGGCGCUAUCGAGCAGGAUGCCGACGUCAUUUUGUUUAUCUAUCGUGAUGAGGUUUACAACGAAGAUACCGAAGACAAAGGUGUUGCAGAAAUCAUCAUCGGCAAACAGCGUAAUGGUCCGAUUGGCAAAGUCCGCCUGUCGUGGAUCGGCAACCUGACCAAAUUUGAAAAUCUGGGGCAGUGCAACGCCUGUAACGAGUGGAACACGCUGUCCCGGGUGAAUAUCAGCCCGAUCAAAGAAUCCCGGGUAGGUUUUGCCGGUGCCGCAGCGCAGAUUCAAAAACUCAACGAAGUCAAAGCACAGGAAGCCGAGCGCCUGACCACCACUUUUGGUGAGCUGGAUCGCGUCCUUGGCGGCGGCCUGGUGCCUGGUUCCGUGGUGCUGAUUGGUGGCGAUCCUGGCGCUGGUAAAAGCACACUGCUGUUGCAGGUGUGUACAAAAAUGGCGCAAUCCCGUGGCGUCUUGUAUGUCACCGGGGAAGAGUCUCUGCAGCAGCUGGCGAUGCGCGCCAAGCGUCUGGAGCUACCGAUGGACGGGCUCGAUGUUGCCUCGGAGACGCGCGCCGAAGUGAUUGCCAGCCACAUCACCCAGCGUAAACCCGAUGUGGUUGUGCUGGAUUCUGUGCAGGUAUUGCAGAUGGAUGCCCUUGAUGCAACGCCGGGUUCUGUGACCCAGGUGCGCGAAACCGCGGCGUUUUUCACCCGUCUGGCGAAACAGACAGAUACCGUCAUUAUUCUGGUUGGGCACAUCACCAAAGAGGGUGGGCUGGCAGGUCCGAAGGUGCUGGAACAUAUGAUUGAUUGUUUCAUGAUGCUCGACAGCCCGGCAGGCAGUCGUUAUCGAACCUUGCGCGGUCAUAAAAAUCGCUUUGGCGCCAUCAAUGAGCUUGGUGUCUUUGCCAUGACAGAUCUGGGCAUGAAAGAAGUGGCUAACCCGUCAGCGAUUUUCCUGCAACGCGGUGAAGUAGAUUCCCCCGGCAGCGUCGCGACGGUGACCUGGGAAGGUACAAGACCUUUGUUGGUGGAGAUUCAGGCACUGGUGGAUGAAGUGGCAGGAGGCUACGCCAAACGCGUUGCUGUGGGCCUGGAUCAGCAGCGGCUGGCGAUGCAUCUGGCGGUGAUGCACAGGCAUUGUGGCAUUACCCUGGCUGAUCAGGAUGUGUUUGCUAAUGUGGUUGGCGGUGUGCGCAUCACGGAGACCGGUGCUGAUCUGGCGCUGCUGCUGGCGGUGUUAUCGUCUUUUCGUGAUCGGGUGCUGCCGCGGGAUCUGAUUGUUUUCGGGGAGUUGGGUCUGACCGGCGAACUGCGUCCGGUGGCUAACGGCCAGGAGCGCCUGCGUGAGGCCGCCAAGCACGGCUUCAAGCGCGCGAUAGUGCCGUUUGCCAAUCGUCCCAAGGAAAACCUGCCUAACAUGGCAGUGCACGGCGUGCAGAGCCUCAGCAGUGCCUUAGAGGUUCUGACUAACCUCUAA
Molecule: messenger RNA, 3474 nt
Organism: Symbiodinium pilosum
Lineage: Eukaryota; Dinophyceae; Suessiales; Symbiodiniaceae
Source: the annotation of a GenBank genome assembly